Molecule: messenger RNA, 433 nt
Organism: Lontra canadensis (Northern American river otter)
Lineage: Eukaryota; Metazoa; Chordata; Mammalia; Carnivora; Mustelidae
Product: cytochrome c oxidase assembly protein COX20, mitochondrial
Exons: 4
Coding region: 11-373 (120 amino acids)
Biological process (GO): mitochondrial respiratory chain complex IV assembly
Cellular component (GO): mitochondrion; mitochondrial inner membrane
Source: RefSeq, a predicted model, not a curated record
UGUAGUUGCCAUGUCUACCAACAAAGACUCAAAUACAGUCAAGUGCGGUUUCUUACCACAGCCCUUUAAGCUCCUAGGAAUUUUAGAUGUUGAGAACAUUCCCUGUGCUCGGGACUCGGUAUUGUAUGGUUCAUUAGGAUCUGUUGUGGCUGGCCUUGGACAUUUUUUAUUAACUAGUAGGAUUAGAAGAUCAUGUGAUGUUGGAGUAGGAGGAUUUAUCUUGGUGACUUUAGGAUGCUGGUUCCAUUGUAGGUAUAAUUACGCAAAGCUAAGAAUCCAGGAAAGAAUUGCCAGAGAUGGAAUUAAAAAUCAGAUUCUCUACGAAAGUACCCACCUUGAUCCUCAAAGAAAACAAAGCAAGAGCGGCAGCUGAGCAGGGUCUCAAGCAUUGAAAACCCAACGGUGGCUGCAGGGGUCGGUGCAAAUCACAUGG